Messenger RNA from Pleurotus ostreatus (oyster mushroom), 1212 nucleotides. RefSeq lists its product as uncharacterized. The transcript is spliced from 12 exons. NCBI's taxonomy places the organism in Eukaryota, Fungi, Basidiomycota, Agaricomycetes, Agaricales, Pleurotaceae. Bases 1 to 1212 code for a protein of 403 amino acids. The record is from RefSeq and is a predicted model, not a curated record.
AUGCCUCGCGAGCCAGUGAUCUCGAAUAUUUCUAAUCAAGAACUUGAAACACGCGUAGCCGAGCUGAAGGCACAAGACAAUGCUCUGUACCUCCCGAGGCAGCUGCGAACAAAUACACGCAAGCUCUGCAGCUUGACGACCAGAAUGCAAUUCUCUAUUGUAAUCGCGCAGCAUGUCGACUGGCUCAGUCAAGGUUUCGAAAUCAUUUCGUCAGGAUUGACGCGACCUAUGCCGUACAAUCAGAUCCUCAAUAUAUCAAAGCUCAUGCACGGGUGGCCACAGCAAUGGAUCCCGACAGAAGCGAAGCAACACCAAUCCUACGUCGACAGUUUGGAGGCCUCCAAACUUGGGUAUGUUCGCGCACACCGUUACUAUGCACAAGGACGAAGCGCAAGGACUCCCGGUGGAACUGGCCACCAACGUGCUUCCCAGUUGCGGGCCGUGAACAACCCUCACAGUCGAGGGGACACUAGUGCGUGGGUUAUCUAUGCUGCACACGAGCAGUUUCACAAGGGUAUGGAAAUAUUGAAGAACUUGCAAAGCGUAAACUCGUCAAAAACCUACCUCGUUGAAGGGAAAACAGUGAGAGUUGGAACACUGUCCGCCCCGCUCUCUGUCGGUGUGUGGGCUCGCUUCCUGCAAGGGUUCUUACACGGCGGAUUCCACGGCCGUCCGGAUGUAGCUACAGAGUAUGCAGGCCACGCCAUUGAGAUCAUCAAGUUAGGCAGAAAGGUGUGGUCAAAUGGCCGAGUGGCUGGACCAGUAUCUGAAGGCGCAGGCCCUGAACACCAGCGAAUGUCCUUUAGCGACUUUAGACAAGAUGCCGACAGUUUAAUAACCGAUAUAAAAGAGUCGUGGCUCCGCUUUCCCAACGGUGGCAAUGAUCCUGAGUUUAUCUACUCGUUCCAUUAUUACCCACUGGGUACUGCUUACGCUUUCGUGAAGUACGUUCGGGUUUCUGGCACCUUCUACCUUGAAGCUUCGGACCAGUACCCGCCCGACGAGGAAUAUUCUGGAUGGUAUUUGAAGUGUGCCUUGGCUAACAUGAUGGAGAUACGAAGCCCUCUGAGCCUCCUCGUCUGGGCAAAGACGAUGAAGGGGGGGAGGGACAAGCGAAUUGCGGAGCUCUUGAAGACGGAAAAGAAGCCCAAGGAGCUGGCAAAGAAAAAUGUCGUCUCUAUGAAUGACACGUUCAACGAGUCUCUUUGGUAG